Plasmodium knowlesi strain H is the source of this 396-nucleotide messenger RNA. Its product is annotated as conserved Plasmodium protein, unknown function. The transcript is spliced from 5 exons. The coding region runs from base 1 to 396 and encodes 131 amino acids. The record is from RefSeq and is a predicted model, not a curated record. NCBI's taxonomy places the organism in Eukaryota, Apicomplexa, Aconoidasida, Haemosporida, Plasmodiidae.
AUGAAUUUUGAUGAUUUUGUUAAUGUUAUAUAUGGAAAAGAUGUAUUUGAUGAUGAAAACUGCCAUUAUGUUAAAGAAAACAUCUUCCCAUAUUUAUUGCCUUUAGUUACAUUAGUAAAUAAUGAAAAAGAGAAACAUAAAUACUUUAAUGUAUUCUAUGAUUAUAAUGAAAGAGAACGGCCUUUAAUCAGAGUACACAACAAAAAGAGUGAGGAAAAUGUUGAACAAGUAGAUAUUUUCAGCACUGAUAAAUUAAAAGCCAGUUCUACAGAAUUACUUGAAAUCCAGCAAGAAGUUCUAAAAAAAUACGUAAACAUCAACCCUAUUUUGGCGCUUAGUGAAUAUCUUAUAGAAGAAUACAAUAAAAAGAAUGAAGACAAGAAAACAAGCGAAUAA